GCCACACCACGGUCACCCCACCGCCACACGCCCGUCGCAUUACCACUUACAACACCACAACACCGCACGGCCACCGCCUCCAUUAGUCGAUCUGUGACAGACACGACGCCUCUCGCUGCCUCGGAGCUUCCCCCUGACACACGCGCGUAAAACGACUGGCGUGUCUUGCUGGCCUCAUGUAAGAAACUCGGAAUAUCUUGCAGUAAUAGAGUACGUGAGAGUGCAGCGGCGAGAGGCAGGGCGGAACAGGCUCUCUGCGGUAAAGUUGAGGCGACGCAAAUUAAACUUCUUUUUUAUAUCGUAACCUCUUCUGCUCCUUCCGCUGCAGGGAAGGGUGAGGGCUCGAGUGUGUGCCAAGAUGAUACGUUGCCUCCACAGCUACAGCUCGAGCUCCCGACGACGUCUCGCCCGCUUAGCGACGUGGUGAUCUGAAAAAUUUAGACGUAUCGAGUGAAACUGUUCGAUCGAGUGGUAUGUCGCCAGUCUUAAGUUGUGACUGAGAUCAUGGUGUGCUUUUAAAGCGUGUGGGAUAGUGAAGUGCUUUUUUUUUUUUUUUUUUUUUUUUUGGGGGGGGUGAUGGAAGGACACGAGUGAGAUACGCUCAGUGUAGAGAGAAAAAAGGUAAUCGUUAAGCCUUUCUGUGCUUUGCCGUCUUUGAUCGGAGGCGAGCAGAUCCUCCUGAAAAAAUAGCAUUGAAAUAAUCAAACAAUCUUCGGGACAUUGAGACUUUUUCAAGCAUCGGCCUGCACCACUCGCAAGAGAUAAACGUAAGAAUCCAGCCCCCACAUCAGGCAGGAGCCCCCAGAGAGGGCGCCGCACCAUCACCCACCCGGAGGAGGGCGCCAGACACACCUUCCCGACGCUGGCACUGGUGUGGUCCGGCAACAAACCGCCGUGGCAUUGUGUAGUACGCGCCGAGACACGCAACAAUGAACACUACGUAGCUACUCGUGCGUAACCCUCGCCAUGCACACACCAGCUACGGACAUUGCAAGAGUCGUGGCUGGGUUAUGCACGUGGUUGCAAGGAGCGUCUGGCGUGCACUGAGUGGUGGUUACCAUGGCACCCGGCACGGCGGACUUGCACGUGGCUCUUCCAGUCAUCUUCGUUCUGGUCAUCUCUCUUCUCCCGCCGGGUCACGACGGCGCCAACCUCCGCUUCGCCCCGGGGUACCACAAGAAGUACCCGAAACCCGUACCCGCUUCUUCCUACCCAGGAUACCCCGCACACUACCCGAACUGGGGGUCGCAGUAUCCGCAGCAACACGUCGGGUAUUUGGGGCGCGAGGAGGAUCGAGCGCGGAGCGAGGAGGCGCACGACCCUUCGCGAAAUACCCGAUACCCGCUUGACACGGACGGGUACCCGGGCAGCGACAACGAGCACCCGUCGCUCACCAACCGCCACCCGGGGGGCACCCGAAGCGGAUACAUCGGAAACGACCUCAACGGCGUCCCUCUACCCGACCACGACGCCAGAUACCCGCCCGCCCGCGAGGGAAAUGUCGGCUACCCGCACCACGGCGUCGGAUACCCCAACUACGGGUACCCGAUGAUCAAGGCCUCUCCCAACGACGUCAUCAACGGGACCUUGGUGAACCCCUGGGACGCCGCCGUGUGGGACCACGCGCUCGACCCCGACGUCUGCAGGACCUUGUCGGGCCUCACGCGCUCGCAGCUGCACGUCUGCACGCGAAACAUCGAACUAGCCGGGGCAGCUGCUAUUGGCCUCCAACUAGCGGUGAGAGAGUGCGGGAGGCAGUUUGCUAACCAUCGCUGGAACUGCACGGCGCUAACCACCCCCACUAACAACCCACACACGGCCGCGAUCAUGACAAGAGGCUACAGCGAGAGCGCCUUCGGCCACGCCAUCACGGCAGCGGGAGUCACCCACAGCGUCGCCCGCGCAUGCGCAGCUGGGCGCCUCCAUAACUGCUCCUGCGGCAUGGUACGAGGCAAGAGAGCGUGGAAAUGGUCUGGGUGCCACGACAACACCCGGUUCGGUGCCAGGUACUCGAGGCACUUCCUGGACGUGCGGGAGAGAGCCAAGGACAUGAUCUCGUUCACGCACCUCUAUAAUAACGAGGUCGGCAGGAAGCUGGUCCGCCGAAACAGGGAAGUCCGAUGUAAAUGCCACGGGAUGUCAGGUUCCUGCGAAGUCAGGACUUGCUGGAAGGCCGCCCCUGACUUCCGCAGAGUGGGCGACAUGCUGAAGGAGAAAUACCGGAAGGCGAAGUCAGCAGCAAGUGAAGUCUUCGGAAACUCGGCCAACACGGCGAGCAAGUAUCGGCCCGUCAGGAGGGAGAUCAGCCCGGACUCCCCUCUGCUGUACGUCGAGCGGUCACCGACGUUCUGCGAGGUCGACGGUCGCCUCGACGUGGCCGGGACGGAGGGUCGACACUGCAACCGCAACUCGACGGGUCCGGACUCGUGCGAUUCCCUGUGUUGCGGCCGCGGCUACGACCAGCAGCGGCAGAAGGUCAGCCGGAAGUGCCACUGUCGUUUUAAAUGGUGCUGUCAUGUCACUUGUCAAGACUGCUCCGAAGAGAAGUGGAUUUCCGUGUGUAAGUGAACCCGAUGAGGACUUACGCCGUGAUUCAAAUUUUCCUUCGAGAGGUGCAGCCGUUCUGAUCCGAGACUACGAGAUACCUUCAAGUUUCUCUGUGCCAUGGAAUAUAAUAACGCACAGUGCUUGAGAAAGACAAAGUGCUUGAAGGAGAAAGAGAAAGAAACAGAGAGAGAGAGAGAGAGAACAGAUUCAUUUAUACAGUGCGAAUAGUGCUGAGCGAAUAGAAAUACUGAUCGUGCUUUGUCGAAGGACCCGGACAGACAAGGAAAAUGUCAAAGGUUGAAACAGUACCUAAGGACUUCUUGAUAUAUUUAGGACAAAACUGUCUCCUAUGACAAUUCUGGUUGUGACUUCAGGGUGACAUCAGUACUUGGCUAUCGUGGAAUCUAAAUGUAAAUACAAUAUUUAAGUAUCCUUGAAACAUUUAUUGUAGAAAUCCGAAUAGGAAGUGUCAAGUGCAAAUAAUAUUUUUUGAUAAA
Messenger RNA from Penaeus monodon (black tiger shrimp), 3044 nucleotides. RefSeq names its product protein Wnt-4-like. The transcript is spliced from 7 exons. The record is from RefSeq and is a predicted model, not a curated record. NCBI's taxonomy places the organism in Eukaryota, Metazoa, Arthropoda, Malacostraca, Decapoda, Penaeidae. Gene Ontology annotation, biological process: neuron differentiation; canonical Wnt signaling pathway; multicellular organism development. Gene Ontology annotation, molecular function: cytokine activity; frizzled binding. Gene Ontology annotation, cellular component: extracellular region. Bases 1060 to 2568 code for a protein of 502 amino acids.